UUCGUGAAUUCGCUGUUCUUCUCUGCCUCUCGAAUCCUCUCAAACCUCUAUCUUUCUUCGAAUUUUGCCCGAUUUCUGCGUCUCAUCUCGAUCUCAUCCAUAAAACUGGUAUCUUGCGAGGUUUCUGGGCUCCUUUUGGUGGUGAUUCGCCGUUUUUCCGGCGACCCGCUGCGCUUCCUUGGCCUCCAAAGUCGGGCUUCAGUGGGCGGCUCUGGUUGUGAGGCCUUGGCGGAGAAACGGUCGGAUCGGCAGUGGGGAUGGUCCUUUGGAGGCCGUGGCAGCCGCUGUUGACUAGGAAGUUCCAGGUGAGGCUGGUCGUGCGGAGGAUCGAAGGGGUGAGCGUCGAUGGGGCGGCGGCGGUGGUGGCGGAGGUAACGUGGAAGGGGGCGAAGGCAGCGCUGAGUUCGCUGAGGAGGACGGUGAGGCGGAACCGGACGAGGAAUGAGGCGGUGGGGGAAGGCGGGGUAGUGGAUUGGAACGAGGAGUUCGAGACGGCGUGCACGCUGACGGCGCACCGGGAGAAUGCUUUCCAUCCUUGGGAGAUCGCGUUUCGCGUGCUCAAUGGCUUGAACCAAGGACCCAAGAACAAGGAAUCUGUUCUAGGAACGGCUUUGCUGAACCUAGCAGAGUUUGUUGUACCUGCAGCUGAAGAUAAAAUCGAAAUAAACCUUCCGUUGAUACUUUCGGGAGUUGCUUCUAAUCAUCAUCGUCCAUCAAUUCAUGUGGCUCUCAGUUUAUUGGAGUUGAGAUCUUCACAAAACUCAUCAGCCACAAUGCCACAGCCUAUACUGCCUGCUUUGGAGCCCCCUUCCUCUGGGUAUUUUCUUCCUUCUGGGAAAGAUGAACCUUCUGCUCUCAAAGCAGGAUUGCGGAAGGUGAAAAUUUUAACAGAUCUUAUGUCAACUCUCAAGUCUAAAAGAACAUCCCAAGAUGAUGAUUCUAGUGAGGGGAGGUUCUCUGCUAGGAGUGAUAAUGCCGAAAAUGCAUACUCGUUCGACACAGACUCUCUUGAUGACAACAUUGAUGAAGAAGAUGUCGAGGACAGCAACGAGGAUAGUAAUGUCAGGAAGUCAUUCAGUUAUGGUACUCUAGCAUCUGCUAACUAUGUUGGGGCCUCAUUUUACUCGGGCAUGAGGAAUGAUAAUUUGAUUUACUACAGUCACCGAAGAUCUGAUGUAGGUUGUUCUCAUUUAGAGGACGCAAUGUCAACUGAUGCUCAGCAGUCUAUGCCGCAUUCUUUAAAAAGGAAAAUUCUUCCUUGGAAAAAAAGGAAGUUAAGUUUUAGAUCUCCUAAGCUUAAAGGGGAGCCUUUGCUCAAGAAAGCAUAUGCAGAAGAGGGAGGGGAUGACAUCGACUACGAUCGUAGGAUGCUGAGCUCCUCUGAUGAAUCUCUGUUUGCAGGGAGAUACAAGGAAGAUGAUGAUAGUGCUCGGAACUGCUCAUCAUCAAUGUCUGAAUUUGGUGAUGAUAACUUUGAGAUAGGCAAGUGGGAGUUGAAGGAGCUUCUGAGCCGUGAUGGGCAUAUGAAGCUUGCCACCCAGGUAUUCUUUGCAUCCAUCGACCAGAGGAGUGAGCGAGCUGCCGGCGAGAGUGCUUGCACGGCCUUAGUCGCUGUCCUUGCUGAUUGGUUUCAGAAGAACCACCAUAUGAUGCCCAUCAAGUCCCAGUUUGACAGCCUCAUCCGAGAAGGAUCUCUUGAAUGGAGAAAUCUCUGUGAGAACCAAACAUUCCGGGAACAUUUUCCCGACAAGCAUUUUGACCUCGAAACAGUCCUUCAAGCAAAGAUUCGCCCACUCUGUGUUGUUCCAAGGAAGUCAUUCAUUGGAUUCUUUCAUCCUGAAGAUAUUGAUGGCAACAGUGACUUUGAAUUCCUGCAUGGAGCCAUGUCGUUUGACAGCGUUUGGGAUGAGAUCAGCCAAGCUCGGUCAGACCGCUCAAGCAUUGAAAGCCCUCAGAUCUAUAUAGUAAGCUGGAACGAUCAUUUCUUCGUCCUCAUGGUCGAACCAGAUGCCUACUAUAUAAUCGACACACUCGGCGAGAGGCUGUACGAAGGAUGCCACCAAGCUUACAUCCUGAAGUUUGAUGAGAGCACAACCAUUCAUAAAAUUCCUGCAGAGGGUGAGACUGCCAGCAGUGAGACCACGAUGAGUACAACAGGAGAGAAGGAAAAGGAAACGGAUCCCACAGAGGGGAAUCUUCUGUGCCGGGGGAAGGAGUCAUGCAUGGAGUACAUCAAGAACUUCUUGGCCGCAAUACCAAUCAGAGAACUGCAGGGCGAUAUCAGGAAAGGGCGAAUGUCUUCGACUCCUCUGCAUCACCGACUCCAGAUCGAAUUCCAUUACACCGAGUCAUCAACUGAUGCUAACUUUGCUGCAGUGUGGCCAGCAACGGAGGCCAUUUCUGAUUACUCCUGGCCGGCGGAGCCAGCAGUAGAUUUUAACCUGUCAACGGCGGUAGUGGUCGUGUAAGACAUUGGAGCGUGAUUAACUCAGGCAUAGCUGUUUCUCUCUUUCUAUUUGAAAGGAAGGGUAACAAAGGUGCCCAAAAAUAGCUCAUCUUUUAACCUCUGGCCAUAGGGGGCUUCAUUCUGCAUCUUUAACGAGUUUUGUUCCUCCAAAGUGUUUAAUCUCUCUUCAUUCUCCGAUCCUCGGUUUAAACAUAUGAAUUGCUGCUGUUUGUUGA
This is a messenger RNA of Musa acuminata AAA Group (dessert banana), 2682 nucleotides long. RefSeq lists its product as uncharacterized. The coding region runs from base 258 to 2468 and encodes 736 amino acids. The transcript is spliced from 4 exons. The record is from RefSeq and is a predicted model, not a curated record. Lineage: Eukaryota; Viridiplantae; Streptophyta; Magnoliopsida; Zingiberales; Musaceae.